Messenger RNA from Pseudoliparis swirei, 4896 nucleotides. It is a transcript of the gene stk40, whose product is annotated as serine/threonine kinase 40. The record is from RefSeq and is a predicted model, not a curated record. Gene Ontology annotation, biological process: protein phosphorylation. The transcript is spliced from 11 exons. Lineage: Eukaryota; Metazoa; Chordata; Actinopteri; Perciformes; Liparidae. Bases 29 to 1672 code for a protein of 547 amino acids. Gene Ontology annotation, molecular function: protein kinase activity; ATP binding.
UAACUUGUAUUAUGCAAAGAAUUUCAUCAUGGGUGCGCAACCAUUUAGCAAGAGAGAAACAAACAGGCAGGUGUUUGCAUUGGUCGAUCGCAGCUGUCAAUCAAAUAAGUGUGUGCGUCAUAUCCGUUGUCAGGUGGCGCUGUCGCUGUGGAAAGAUGCGAUCAGCGAAGAGCAGAGGCUUUUCCUUAAUUGCUCAUUUCAGUCACAGAGGCUGAACAGCCCGAACAGCCCGAACCCUCUGCGGUCUCUCCUGUUCGCGCGAGACGCUCCGCGCGUCCACCGCAGCGUGUUCCCGAGAAACAUCCAUGUUGUGAGCAGACGUCGCAGACUUUACCCGGCGGUUUUUGGCUCGAGCUCCAGUAUGUCCAAGCGGCGCUCGUCGGAGAGGGGGGCUGGAGAGACGUCGGGCAGGGCCAGCAAGCUUCAGUGUCCCGGGAUAUCGGGCAAUAACGCCAAGAGAGCCGGGCCCUUCAUCCUCGGACCUCGCCUGGGCAACUCACCGGUGCCCAGCAUCGUGCAAUGUCUGGCCAGAAAGGACGGCACCGAUGACUUCUAUCAGCUCAAAAUCCUUACGCUGGAGGAGAGAGACGACUCUGCAGGGGAGACUCAGGAGGAAAGGCAGGGGAAGAUGCUCCUGCACACAGAGUACUCCCUCCUCUCUCUGCUGCACAACCAGGACGGGGUGGUGCAUCACCACGGCCUCUUUCAGGAUCGAGCCUACGAAAUAGUGGAGGACAUGGAGGCCAACAAAGUACGCAAGUUGAAGAAGCGGAUCUGCCUCGUGCUCGACUGCCUGUGUGCUCACGACUUCAGCGACAAGACGGCCGAUCUGAUAAACCUCCAGCAUUACGUUAUAAAGGAGAAGCGGCUAAGCGAGCGCGAAGCCAUCAUUAUCUUCUACGAUGUGGUGCGUGUGGUGGAAGCCCUUCACACGAAAAACAUUGUGCACAGAGACCUCAAGCUGGGAAACAUGGUGCUGAACAAACGGACUCACCGAAUCACCAUUACCAACUUCUGCCUGGGAAAGCACCUGGUGAGCGAGGACGACCUGCUGAAAGACCAGAGAGGAAGUCCGGCCUACAUCAGCCCCGAUGUGUUAAGCGGUCGGCCGUACCGCGGUAAACCCAGUGACAUGUGGGCUCUCGGCGUGGUCCUGUUCACCAUGCUGUACGGCCAGUUCCCCUUUUACGACAGCAUACCUCAAGAGCUCUUCCGCAAGAUCAAGGCUGCCGAGUACUCCAUCCCAGAGGACGGCCGUGUGUCGGAGAGCACGGUGUGCCUGAUCCGAAAGCUGCUGGUGUUGGACCCUCAGCAGAGGCUGACUGCAGGAGAGGUGCUGGAGUCUCUCAGCGGCAUCAUUGUCUCAUGGCAGUCUGUUUCAUUGCUGAGCGGCCCUCUGCAGGUGGUGCCGGAUAUUGACGAUCAGGUCAAUCACGCAGAACAUCUGCAAGAGGCCAAGGCGAUAGAAGAGUCUUCGCAGUACGAGUUUGAGAACUACAUGCGCCAGCAGCUGCUGCUGGCCGAGGAGAAGAACACGAUCCACGAGGCCAAGAGCUUUCUCAUCAAGCGCCAGUUUGGCAGCAUCCCACCCGUACGGCGUCUGGGCCACGACGCACAGCCCGUCAGCCCGCUCGACGCCGCCAUCCUGGCACAGCGGUUCCUCCGGAAGUAGUCCCCCCCGACGGCAGUCCCCCACCCCCACCACGCCCGACCUCCCCCGGGGAGUACGGGAGCCCUGUGGAGUCCCGAGAGCACUGAGGAGGACACGCCCUAAAACUGAACUUCUCUUACAGGAGGUCCAGCCCAGACCAGGGAACAGACAUCCCCCGUGGGAAGGGGGGCUUUGUGCGAGCCGAGUGGAAGCGGGUGCGAGUCGGGCACCACAAUGAACUGCUGAUUUCCAACGUCACGCAUCGUAUCUGAGUCCUUUGGCGAACCAUGGAAUGUCCAGGAGGAGGAUCUGGACCAAAGGUUCCCCGCCCUCAGGUCAGCCACAGUCACCGGACGGCACCGACCCACACGGGGCGAACACGAGGCUCGGCCUGCGGUGUGGAAGAGACGUUAAACCCCCACUUCACUCCCCCCCAUCCACUCUGGACCCCCGGAGCAACACAGGACCAGAAUCAUGUAGCAACCCCCUCUUCCUCGUGGUUCAUGGUAUCGCCUCAAGUCGGAUCACCUGACCGCAGAUGUCACUUCUCGAUACCUCCAUUCCGCCCUCCUCCUCCUUCUCCUCCCUCUUCCUCUCUAUUGUUUACCGUACCGAAAAUGAUAGAGGCUCGUCCCGUCUGUAAACUCUGACUUCAAAUCGAUCUACCUCUCCGUCUCUCUUGCCUGUUGGUAAACCAUGCUCACUGUUUUGAGACACGGGAUUGUAACGAUGGAGUCUUGAUGCCACCAGUGACAUAAAGCGUUCAUGUUUUCUGUCCGCGUGAUGCUUUUGAAACCUCUUCAGUGGUUUCCAAAAAAAUCUGAAUAAGCUUUUUCUUUAUCAUAUUAACCUUAAUAAGUAGCAUUUCGUCCCUACCUUUUGGAUUGAAGAUGAUGAAUAUCAAAGGAUGUGCCCGCGCAUCCUUUGAUAUUUGCAGAAUGCAUUGUCUCCGGCUCUUGCUCACCCCUGUGGAAAUCUAUUUUAGCACCUAGGCAGCUAGCGUGAGGUACCUGGAAGUCACCAUGCCAAUACCUGAAUGGGAAACACUGUCGGAUCCUCCCUGCCAAGGCAUAGUGACGGCGACGCUUCCUCAGUGCCAUUCUCGCGGAGAUCGAAGCACUGUCAUGUUUCUAUUGCCAAAAAUCAUGUCUUAAAGUGACUCUCAGCCAAGGAAACUGGUCCCCACAGCCUCAUUCAGAAUCAAAUGGCUUCCAGGUAUUCCAACUUCCCGGUUUCUCUUCAUCAAGAUAGAUGAUGGGGGCAAGUUGUUUUUUUUUUUCUUCCUCAGUAUGAAUGUGAACCGUCACUCUCUGCUUUGAGUCCGCGGAGCUGUUCACCUCUUGCCGGCCACAGGCCCCUUUUUAAGCUAACCUCCAAUGGUUGUGUUCUGUUCUCCGGCCCGCCUCGCCGGCAGACACUGAAGGCCAGAGCGGGCUUUGCGGAGACGGGGCUUGACUGAAUGUUUUGCACCGGUUGCCACGAAUGCUUCUCUUUUAAGAUUGAAAGCGAUCUCAUUCUAAAGCCAUUUCUCAAGCCUUCUCUCCAGCGCGACUUGCACACGCUGGUGUGAUCCCACCAUGUCGGCUCUCUCCACGCAGAGAGAGACGAGGCGGUGGCCGGGGAUCGAUUCCGUCGUGUUUCAUCGAGAAAUGAAAAUACGGACUCGUCGAUUUCUACGUUUAGAUGCCGGGGCGGCUUCUCGGCCGUCGACGCGUUCUCGUCUUUUAUCGAAGGGUUUCCUGUAACCAUGGCAAAGCGACUAACCAGUGACUGUUGGGCAUCUGUACAUUGCAACUUGCCUUUGCGUGUUGGUACCUGCUUUAGGCUCUCUAGACUCCUUCCUAUUUAUAACUGAUUGCAUGCACAUAGGCUCUGAAAUAUUUUCAAAUGUCUUCACUUAUUCUUUUUCCUUGUAAUUUCAUGUUGAUUUAUUUAUUCUCUCGUGUCGACCGCCCGUCCCCAAAUGCUCUGCUCUGCGUACGCCGGUGUAGCGGGGGUCCUAAACCUCUGUGCUCUCCCAGCUUUAAGAAGUGGCGUUGACGCCGACAUCGGUUCUCACUUUGAUCGUCUUCAGCCACAUUCAUGAAAGAGUAGCAUUUAAAAAAAUUAUAUAAUUCUCAAGUCUGUGGUCAACUUAAGCUACACUAAUAACAAGACUGACUUUGCAUAGUUAUAUUUUUUACAGAAAACAAAAAUUAUACUAGGUUUUUUCCCAUUUUUGUUGUUCUUCCUAUCAUUUUACCCCACAAAUCCCCACAUACGGCUGCUCUCUGGUCGUUGUGUAAAUACGUACCACCGUGAACGCGCCAGGCACAUUCUAUGUCGUUCCACCCAGCGAGACGCCGACUCCGUUUCAACGUGCCGAUUGACGUGCAUUAUGGGCCACGUUGGCCGUCGACCGCCACAUCCAGAAGCUUAAAUGAUAUGUCACGGGAGCCGUCGGCUCUCUCCCACCUCAAUGUGAACUCCAUGGGCGUGCAGCAGUAUUGUCGUAGUUUAGGUUGUUCACCGGGGGGGAAAGGGUGUUUCACGAACACCGGAGCUAUUGCUGAAUGCCGAUCGGUCUGUGGAAAGUGUAUUGCGCAAUCUUCCAUGGAGCCCAACGACAAACUGGUAACGACAGGUUCAAUAGACCCUUGAUGUAGAUGUUAUUUUGCCCCCCCCCCCCCCCCCAAUCAAAAAGUGUUUCACUUUCUAGUUCGUGGAUUGUACCACGCUCAAUGCUUUGUUUGACAGAGUUGUAUUGGUCGACUGCCAUGUGGACCGAACAGCAUGGAGAUGGUGUGAGGGUCAGCUCUGUGUAGAACACGUGACUGUUGCAUGAUUUUAAACGUGCGACCGAUUUGAACGUCUGCAGGUAGUUUCCUUCGGGGAAACUACCAGGGAAAGUAGAUCCAUCCCCUUAAUUGAAUAUGUAGUGACAUUUUCUAUUCAUGUCCCAAGUUUUAGUUUUGAUGGUGAUUUUUCACUCUGCUUCGAAGUCCUGUGUCUGCAGUGUAUAACUGAUACGUUGCUGACCGUUUCAACUGGAAACUAGUAGUUGUGAGAUAAGAAACGUGGUGUGGUUUAAACCCAAUGGGAUUUGUGUUGUAAGCUGCUUGGUCGGACGUGGGCAUCUAGAUAAGGAAAACUGCGUAAUUGUACAGAUGAAAAACACGUUUGUAUUAAAAAAAAAAACCACAUAUUUUUCUACUUCAUCAGAUCUCUACAUGCAUGUCAGCAAUAAACUUUGAUAUGGAAACAUU